This is a messenger RNA of Polypterus senegalus (gray bichir), 1186 nucleotides long. RefSeq names its product polymeric immunoglobulin receptor-like. The annotation marks the transcript as partial. The transcript has 6 exons. NCBI's taxonomy places the organism in Eukaryota, Metazoa, Chordata, Cladistia, Polypteriformes, Polypteridae. The record is from RefSeq and is a predicted model, not a curated record.
GGAGCUGAGGGCCACCUGUCUGGUCCAGAGAUAAUGAAAGGUUUGGUGGGAAAGUCCGUCACUGUGGAGUGUCCAUAUGAGGUACGAGCAGGCAGAGAAGUUCUGGUGUAAGACGUUGAACUCUACAUGCUACCCUCUGGUCAGCACUGACAACUCUCAGAAACACAUGAGGAUGUCAAUCAAAGAUGACAGAUCAGGAAGAAAGAUCACUGUGACAAUGCGCUCCCUCAUGAAGGAUGAAACAGGCUGGUAUCAUUGUGGGAUAAAAGCACUCAACUUUGAUGAGUCUCACCCUGUAUAUCUCACUGUGACAGGUGCUGUGGAGAGCUUGGUAGGACCCAAGCUGGUAACUGGAAAGACUGGGAGCUCUGUGAGCAUUGUGUGUCUUUACAGUGAUGAUUACAGAGAUCGCAAAAAGUACUGGUGCAAAGAAGACAUAUUUAGGUGCAGUGAACUGGUCACAACAAACUAUAACUCAGAAAAAGAGAGAAAAUCUAUAAGUGACAAUAAAUCAUCUAAAGAGUUCACUGUGAUAAUGAAGGAACUAAAGAAAGAGGAUGAGGGGCUGUACCAAUGUGGAAUUAAACGUACUUUACUGAGUGAUGGAUCAUUCCUUGAUGAAACUACUUCAGUAUAUGUCCAUGUCAAAGAUGGUUCAGAAUCUCUGUAUGGGCCAUCAUUGGUAACUGGAGUCAUUCAGGAAUUUGUCAUCAUCAAGUGCCACUACAGUUUGCAGUAUACGUGGAAUACAAAGUUCUGGUGCAGUUUCAGUGAAUUGUAUAACUGUUUAACUCUGGUAAAGACAGAUGAAACAAAAAGCAAUGACAGAAUCUCCAUCACAGAUGACAAGACUCAAAGAGUUUUCACAGUUACAAUGACUGGGCUCAGAGAAGAUGACACAGGGCAGUACUACUGUGCUACUGGGACCAGUGAAGAUAGUGCUGAAUAUUUUGGAGUGUAUCUCCAAGUCAAUCAAGGGAAGUUUACUAUGGCACGUACACAGACAUCAAGAAGCAAUGAAAAGUUCCAAACAACAACAUCUGCCAUCCUCAGUACACGUAUUGAAACACAAAUGAUUGUUCGUUCAGUCGCCUCAGGAGCCCUGAUUUUAUUGUCUUCUCUGGCUAUACUCAUUGUAUACAUUAAAGUAGGUAAGACCUCUAAAACACAAAACAAAGAAAGAAAU